AUGGAUGUUUUAUGGGUUGGGCGAGUGGUACCGGUGUUUCCGGGGUCGGCACAAAAUGAUCCGCUGGAUGUUUUUUUGGAUUUGGAAAAAGAGGAAAAAGAAAAUCAUGGAAAACGAUUGAGCAUCGAGAAAAUUUACCAGAAGAAAACACAACUUGAGCAUAUUCUCUUGCGACCCGAUACAUAUAUUGGUUCGGUUGAGUAUACUGAUCGUGCUCCAACAUGGGUGUACGAUAUUGAAACGGAUCGAAUAGUUCAGCGUGAUAUUUCGUAUGUCCCGGGCCUCUACAAGAUAUUCGAUGAAAUACUGGUGAAUGCAGCCGAUAACAAGCAACGUGAUCCUAAAAUGAGCCUGAUCAAAGUGAACAUAAACAAGUAAUC
Gongylonema pulchrum is the source of this 380-nucleotide messenger RNA. The record is from the annotation of a GenBank genome assembly. NCBI's taxonomy places the organism in Eukaryota, Metazoa, Nematoda, Chromadorea, Rhabditida, Gongylonematidae.